Molecule: messenger RNA, 9378 nt
Organism: Cuscuta europaea
Lineage: Eukaryota; Viridiplantae; Streptophyta; Magnoliopsida; Solanales; Convolvulaceae
Source: the annotation of a GenBank genome assembly
AAAAACAAACAAGAUGCCCUUAGUCAGUUGGGAGUGUUCGUUGACAAGGGCAAUAUUCGUUUAUUAACGGUAACCAAACAAACAAAAUCUUAUUCUCUGUAACGCCAUCCCAUCCACAAACCUCUAUUUCCCUUUUUCUCUGCACCUCCAGGUUCCUCCUAUUGAAAGCAAAGUUCCCACCUGACAAUUUUUUUUAGAGUGAAUGUGGAGGGGACUUGCGGGGGAAGGAUCGGAAACCAACAACGUUUCGUGAAGACCCAGCAAACCCCCCAUGUUUUGGGUGUUUCUUGUCCAUUUCAAGCUUGGAAUUGGUCCCCAAUUCUGAACCAUGCAUAUACAUGCCCAUAAAAAUGCGUACAUAUGCGCAUUCACAUUUUAAAGAAUUGUUAAACCUAAUUCAGGUUGGCGGGUUGAAUUUAUUGAAUUCGGGUCGUCUGAGCAUUCUAAGAUUCAUAGGGGGUGAUUCCCCCGAUCUUGGUGCAAAAGAUGGCUCUUUUUCGCAAGUUUUUCUACAGGAAGCCUCCUGAAGGGCUUUUGGAGAUAUCUGAAAGGGUUUUUGUCUUCGAUUGCUGCUUUACCAGUGAUGUUCUUGAAGAUGACGAGUACGCCCUCUACAUGGGUGGUAUUGUCCAUAACCUAUGCAACCACUUUCCCGAAGCUUCGUUCAUGGUUUUCAACUUUAGGGAUGGGGAAUAUGAAAGCCAGAUAGAGGCCAUACUCGAGGACUACGACAUGACUGUGGUUAACUACCCCAACCAUUUUGAGAACUGCCCCGUGCACACAAUGGAGACGAUCUAUCACUAUUUGAAGUCGAGUGAGACUUGGCUAUCAGUUGGUCCUCAAAACGUGCUUUUAUUGCAUUGUGAGUUUGGGGGGUGGCCCAUUUUGGCCUUCAUGCUGGCCGCCCUAUUGAUAUUCAGGAGGCAAUACACCGGGGAACAUAAAACAUUAGAUAUUGUUUACAAGCAAGCACCACGUGAGCUUCUUGAAUUGAUGCUACCCUUAAAUCCACUGCCUUCACAACUAAGAUACCUGCAAUAUGUGUCCAGAAGAAAUUUGGGUUCUGAAUGGCCACCCCUUGACAGGGCACUUACAUUAGAGUGUGUCAUCAUUAGACACAUACCUGAUAUGGACGGGGAAGGAGGCUGUUGUCCUAUAUUUAGGAUAUAUGGGCAAGAUCCCUUCAUGGCUGCUGAUUGGACACCUAAGGUUCUAUUUUCUACACCCAAAACACGCAAUGUUGUCAGACAGUAUAAUCAGGCAGAUUGUGAGCUUGUUAAAAUCGACAUCCAUUGUCACGUACAGGGUGAUGUAGUGCUUGAGUGUAUCACUUUACAAGACGAUGAACUUGAAUGUGAAGAGAUGAUGUUCCGUGCUGUUUUCAACACUGCGUUCAUUAGAUCAAACAUUUUGAUACUUAAUCGUGAUGAAAUUGAUAUUCUCUGGGACGUGAAGGAUCAGUUUCCUAAGGACUUCAGAGCAGAGAUUCUGUUCUCGGAGAUGGAUUCUGUUUCUUGUUCCCUUGUAACACCUACUGCUUUACCUCAUAUUAUUGAAGACAAAGGAGGAGGAGGUCUUCCUAGUGAGGCGUUUUCCAAAGUUAGAGAAAUUUUCAGCAAUGUGGAUUGGUUGGACCCUAGAACUGACCUGGCUCUAGACAUCCUUGAAAUCAGAGCAGCUAACAUUCUUCAAGAAAAGCUCGAAACUUUAUCAUCUCCCCAUCCGGCUGCUAGAAGGAGUAGCGAACUCAUGAAAAGCUGCUCUUCAAGUUUGACAAACAAAAGUUCCAUUUGCCAGUCCCCACCAGCAACAAAAGAGGACUUUGAAACGAGUUUUCUUCAGUUAGCAAGAAAAAUGAAGACCGGACUUGGCGGAACUUUCCAAGAUGAAAAUAAGAGAAUGGACAGUGUGGUUAGCGAUGUUGGGAAGGAGGGAGUAGUUCUGUCUGAGCCAUAUCAACAAAGAGUCACUGAUAAGUCAUGUUCCCCUCCACCUCAGCACCAGACUACAACGCCUUCCCUUUUUGUUGAUGAUGAACAAACCCUGGCCUAUUCACAAGAUCUAAGCACAAAAAAAAGUGAUGAUGCUAAGUCUCAAGCUCAAUCAGAAGUCAUUUCUUCUCAGGACGUAGCUCAAAAUGAAGUCCCCAGUAGACGCUCUAAAGGUAAUUCCUCUCAAGCUUCAAACUCGCCUCUUGCAAGGUACCAUGCUGCAUCUACAGUUGGAAUUACAGCCCUGCUGCAUGAUCAUGCUCCUGAAUAUAAUAAUAAUAAUAAUCAUAUAAAAGAAAGCAAUCCCUCAGUCACAAUGUCCCCAAGAAAUGCCAUUUUAGCAUCUGUUUCUAGUUUAUUAAAACCUUCAGAGACAUAUAUAAACCCCCUUGGCCCGCCUCCUCCACCACCACCAUCUACCCAUGUUGUUUCAGCUUCUCCUUCUGUACCCCCUUUAAGUUCGGGCUUAGUAGAAUCCAUCCGAACUUCCACUUCCAGACAAUCUCCACCUCCACCACCUCCUCCCUGCCAAGCAUUAGCCUAUCCUCCACCCCCUCCUCCCUGCCAAGGAUUAGCUCAUCCUCCACAAGCACCUCCUGCCCACCCAGGAUUAGCUCACUCCCCACCACCUCCUCCCCGCCCAGGAUUAGCUCAUCCUCCACCACCUCCACCUUGCCCAAGAUUAGCUCAUCCUCCAUCACCACCACCACCUCCAGCUCCUUGCCCUCAACCACUCCCUUCAUCAUCACCACCGCCCCCUCCUCCUAAGUGCUCUGCAAAUGCUCCACCUGUUCCACCUCCACCAAUUCCUCUGAAGAAUGGGACUAACGGGGUUGCAGCAAGUGGUGGUGGAAGUAUACCUCCGCCUCCCAUUGGAGCGGCGAAGGGGAAACUGCAACCACGCACUGGCGUUAAGAAUCAAACACAGAGCAAAAGGACACCCUUGAAACCAUACCACUGGUUGAAGUUAACAAGGGCAAUGCAAGGAAGCCUAUGGGCUGAUGCUCAGAAACCUGAAGAAGCUUCCAAAGCUCCUGAAUUUGACAUCUCUGAACUUGAGACUCUGUUCUCUGCAGCUGUUACAAAUUUAGAUCAUGGAAGUGCUGGAAAGUCAAGCCAUCGUGCUGCGGGAUCCAAAUCUGAUAAAGUGCAGCUAAUUGACCUCCGAAGGGCAUAUAAUUGCGAGAUUAUGCUCACGAAAGUUAAGAUUCCUUUGUCAGAUUUAAUGAGUUCCGUUCUUGCUUUAGACGACUCAGCAUUGGAUACAGAUCAGGUUGAUAAUCUUAUCAAAUUUUGUCCAACAAAGGAUGAAAUGGAACUUCUUAAGAAUUACAAGGGAGAAAAGGAUAAACUUGGAAAAUGUGAGCAGUUUUUCUUAGAGCUGAUGAAGGUUCCCAGGGUAGAAUCUAAGCUCAGAGUCUUUUCAUUCAAAAUCCAAUUCUGUUCUCAGGUUUCUGAUCUUAGAAAAAAUUUAAAUACUGUGAACUCUACAGCUGAAGAGGUCAGGAAUUCUGUCAAGCUGAAAAGAAUUAUGCAGACAAUUCUUUCAUUGGGUAAUGCUUUGAAUCAUGGGACUGCAAGGGGUUCUGCUGUUGGAUUUCGGUUGGAUAGUCUUCUAAAGCUGACUGAUACACGUGCUCGUAACAACAAAAUGACUCUAAUGCACUAUCUGUGUAAGGUUCUUGGUCAUAAGCUACCAGAAGUAUUGGAUUUUCAUAAUGACCUUGUCAGCUUAGAGGCUGCAACGAAGAUACAACUAAAGUAUUUGGCAGAGGAAAUGCAAGCUAUCAGCAAGGGGGUGGAGAAAAUACAACAGGAACUCACUGCAUCAGAAAGUGAUGGUCCUGUGUCCGAGAGUUUCUGCACUACAUUGAAGAAAUUUCUUGGCUAUGCUGAAGGUGAAGUGAGAUCUCUGGCUACAUUGUAUUCUGUAGUGGGAAGAAAUGCUGAUGCUUUGGCCAGCUAUUUCGGAGAAGAUCCUACCCGUUGCCCAUUUGAACAAGUGGUAUCAACUCUGCUCAAUUUUGUGAGGAUGUUUAAAAAAGCUCACGAGGAAAACUGCAAGCAACUUGAAUUUGAAAGGAAGAAAGCUGAAAAGGAAGCGGGAAACGGUAAUUCGAAACUGAACAGUUCAAACAAACAUUCGGGGAAUGACAAGAUGAAGACCAGUACUAAUUCCUCCAUACGCACUACCACCACAGAACAACAUAAAAUACAAACAGUGUAGAGCACGCAUUUUUGUUGGUUGUUUUGAGUCCAUUCUUCUUCUAGCUACUGGAAGCAAAGAUCUCAACAACUUAGAACAAACAAUCUUAUGGGGUAAAAUAUAUAUUACAAAAGAUAUGCAUUAUGGUGGGUGACUUCAAAAGAGAUCACAGGCAAACUUGAAAAAAGAGAGUUUUCAAAUGGUAUGCCUUCUUAACCAUCCAUAUUGUGGUUACAACAACAACAUCAUCCAAGGCUUAGUCCCAAAAGAUAUUGGGGUCGGCUAACAUGAAUCGAUACAUGAUAUCACCACCAAAACGAAAAGAAACGAAAUAAAGAUAAAAAAGAUAAGCUAUUAUAAAAAGAUGAUAUGUGGUAUAAAAAGAGAUGAAUAUACAUAAAAAUGAUAAAAUAAAAAGGAUACAAAUAAUGCUUAUAUAUAUAAGGAUAAAAAACAAGGAAAAAAGAUUUGGGGAAAAGAUGAUACGAGAUCACUCCUCCACACGAAUACCCGCCCUCCACUUAUAUUAUUAAAAUUGGUUUAUACGGAGUAUAAAAUAAGGACUUUCUCAUUAUUCCGUACUCCUAGAUUUCUCGUUUGAUUGUUUACCCCCUUUCCAUUCUUCUAAGAGUAAGGCUAUGGACAUGAAAGACUCAGAAGAAAGGUUCAGCGAACCCAGAAAUCUCCCUUUUAAAGAAUGUGAGUGGCGUAGCUCGCACAUCCUUUCUCACUAAAGUCAUUUCUGUCAAAUCCAUAUCGUCCACAUGCUCCACAAUCGUUUUCAAAAUACAUACCUAGAUGCAUAAUGCUUCUUAUGAUCAGACAGGGAGGACUUUAGAGCCUGUUUGGCAAGACCUGAAAUGGAUGAAAAAAGUAUUUAGUCUGCUGCAGUUGUGAUUGAAAUAGCUGAAUUGACUGAAUUCGAUUAAACAAAGGUUAACUAAAUAAAGGAAGGCUGAAGUGACUUUUUUUAUUAAUUUCAAAAUUUCAGUCAUUCCGGAAAAAAAGAGUGUAAAUUUUGUAGUUUUUCUCUCAUUAUCAGCAGCCAUAAAUAAAUAAGUUGGUUUUUAUCUAACUCUGGUUGUUGUAUCUUUAAUUGAUGCUUGGGAGCCAUCAGAUCAGCACCGCUGACUGGUAUGAAGGUUGUAUGAAUCCCAAGUUCCUUUGCUUGUGGCUUUGUACAAUCCAGAGGGUCGGGAUGCUAUGAUUCUAGCCAAGCACAGGACCCAAACUCAGUGGCAAAUAGUUAUAAGUUGAGUGUCCCGACCUGUUACAACCUCUGUCUGGAUUGAAUGCAUCAAGAAUGUAUUUUCUCUGCUACAGAUUUGGAAAGCGGUGUUGGCUGUCGUGCAAACGCAUUGUGGUUUCAACGGAUUCAUCAUUGUAAAUGCUUUCUCUAAUUUUUGUUGAAAAUGAAAUACUCUUCAUUUACAUUUCAUUUGUGCACUUUAAACCGUCAAGCGUUGAAUUUGAAGCGUAAAUAAUGUCCAAGCUGGUGCCUCACAUCUCAAUUCAUGCAUUCUUACAUGAUCACCCUGAUGUUGUAUCAACUUCACGAUUGGUCAUGUAUUUUACUUUGAUCACUUUUUUGUACAUUAUAUUAUUAUUCUUUUUUCCCACAUAUGCUCCUUUUAUCGAUAUUUUGGGCGCUUAAAUUCACAAUAGAGGUUCUGAUAACUUGGUUACAAGGACCACAAAUGAUCGAAAACAAUAAUUAAUCUGAUGUUCCAACUUUGAAUGCGUUUAAAUUAUUAUUAUUAUUGUUGUUGUUGUUGUCAUUAUUAUUAUUAUUGUUAUUAUUAUUGUUAUUAUUAUUAAUGUUAUUAUUAUUGUUGUUAUUACUAUUAUUGUUAUUAAUAUUAUUAUCAUAAUAAUAUUAAUGAUAAUAAUAAUAAGUAUUAUUAUUAUUGUUAUUAUUAUUGUUAUUGUUAUUAUUGUUAUUACUAUUAUUGUUAUUAAUAUUAUUAUUGAUGGAGUAUAUGGGUCCAGACCCCAUGACCCACAUACUCAGAAGACUAAGAGGAGCACAACUGUCAUCCAGUGGGCCCUCCGUCGGCCAAAUGACACCCCAUCGGCCGGAGAAGAGUCAACUCGGAAUAUGCUCCAGAAGCCAAGGAGAAGACUUGUCCUCCGUCGGUCGUGUCUCCAUCGGCCGAGUGUCUCCAUCGGUCGAGUGUCUCCGUCGGCCGAGCCUCUCCGUCGGCCAUGUCUCUGUCGACCAAGCGUCUCCGUCGGCCGGAAGGAACUUACAGAACUAGACUUCUAAUGUUUUGGAAAAGCAUUUUGAAAAUUCCCUUGAAAAAAAAACUUUAAACAAAAUGCCCCCCCAAAAAAACCAUUGCUCUAAUACCAACUUGUAACACCCCCAAAUUUCCCACCCAAAAACGCUUUGAAAUAAUACUUUAUUAUUAAUUUUAUUUGAAAACAUCAUAGUUGUGCAGCGGAAAAUUCAAAGGGAAAUAGAGGCGUUUUCGCCACACUCGGUUCUAACCUAACCGAGUGCACAGGCUAAUCACCUCCAAAACAAUUUAAGCUCCAAAAUAAUUAUUCACUAAAGAUCUUGAAAGUAUAAGUUACAAUGAUUUACUAAUUAGGUGUUCUAGCGGAAUCUCUCUUGAAUCAACAUCGUCAUCAAAUAGAUACUCAGGUCUUAUCUCCUGCACAAAUAAAGUACAGAAAGAAAAGAAAAGCAAAGAGACAAAAAUUAGCCGGAAAUGCUAAGUAAGUCCCACCCAACCCCGUAAAAUAAUCAGGUUUAGUACAUAUAUACGUUUUUGUAAAACCAUUCGGAGGAAAAAUCUUUUCAAAACAUUCAUAUCAAUCAUAAGUAAAACAAUAUUUAUAAUAAAUUCUCAUAACUUAAUUCAUAUGUAAAAUAAUAAUAUUCCAAAUCAUAAUAAUUCCAAUCAUUAGAAAAUGUAAUAAAAAUUCUCAUAAAUAUUCUAAAGCAUAUAUCAUAUACACAACUCCAAAUAUCCAUCUCAAAACUCACUUAAGCACUUUAUCAAAAUCCUUAAAAACACAUAAUCAAUGUCCACAAAUAUGUUUUCCAAACCAAUAUCACAAGUAUUUGUACUUUAGAAUUUCACAAUUAAUAAAAUGAUUAAGUAUUUAGUCAACUCUUUAACCCAACUCUUUAAGAGUAAAAUACCAAAACAUUUGAUUUACCUCAAAAUAGCUUUAUAGCUAAUUCUCCUAGUUCAUUUAGAAGGGCGGUGGUCAAGCGUUGUCUCGAUUCUUGAGCCCAGUGAUCCGUUGUUUUGUACGGUCACUCCGAUCUGCUCUCGGUACCACAUCUCCUUUAUUAGAAUCUAGACUUCUACCUUAAGUGUGCACACCCCCUAAAGGGAUUCCAAGCCCUCUGAGUAGUAUGAAGUCUAAGUAGUUCUGACGUCAACGUCUCCCUACUCCAAAUGGGAUAUACUCCCUAAGUUCUAGGUUCAAAGACCCUUAAGAGAAUAGGUACUACUACUGCUCUAAUAAAAAGGGAUCUGAUGCCCAGUUGUUCGGGGUGGUUACCGAACCCUCCAAAAUUCAUUUAAUUUGUUUCACACCUCUCAAUUCAUGUAGUAGUAGUCCUAAUCCUCCUUCACCAUUAACGGACGUGAAGGUGGCCCGACACCUGCGGAUUUCUCCCGCGGUGCCCCAAUUAUGAAAAUAGUCUUUUAUCUUCUCUUUUCAAAACUCAAUAUUUAUGUCUUAUAGACAUUAGUGUCACCAUUAAAAAUAUUAACUUUCCUUUGUUUUCUCAAAUUCCAAUCAAAAGUUCAUAUCUUUCAAAAUACGCUAAAAUUCCCAUAUGUUUUCUCAAAAUCCAAUUUACUCACAACACCACCAAAAUAUUCACCAUUAGAAAAAUCUCCCAAAAAUCAUGUACAAUAACUUGUAUCAAAAUCCCAUCAAUAUAUCAAGUACAAACAACUUCAAUUUACUCAAAUUUAAUACACACAAUACACUAAUCGAAUUGUACAUUAAAACAUUCAAAAUAAUUACGAGGCAAAAGGUAUAAUUUUGGUUGCAAUGAAACUUACCUCAAAUCGCGAUAAGUCUUAACCGAAGCUUCUAUAUCGAUCUUCUCCAAAUUCACCUUCUAAGAAUAUUAAAAUUAUAAAUCAAUAAAUAAUAUAAGUCCUAACCGAAGCUACCUCUUACCCAAUUUAUGGUGUAAUCAUCCUAAAUUCCAUAAUUCGUAUUUAUCAAUUUGAUUCACUUAAUUGUUUCAAUAAUAAUCAACUCGUGUAUUUUGUUAAUCAAUAUUGUCCAAUUUUAUGCGGCCUGAAUAAUUAGUCUAAUUAGCCAUUUAUUCAUUCUUUUCCUUAUUAAUCCAGCAACCCAAAGUCAAUGCUCAGACCAAUCAAUUAGAUAAAAUAGGCCCAACCGUAAACACUUAACGUAAUACGGAGUAUAGAAGAUACUGUAGUACAGUACAUACGAUUCGUUUUCUUCUCCAAAGAGUACCUGCGAAAAGAUACUCCAGUGGCAGCAACUUACACAGGGGGGAGGGGGUCCGACGCUGGCGUUCACCAUGUUUUCUCCAGCUCGGCAAUCUCCUCCAGCUCACAGACGUAAAUUAAAGAAGCUUCGAUACAGACGGUCCGGCGACACAGUAACAUGGUCCCUCCUCUUCGGGCGCAUGAGCUCCUCUUCCGGCGUUCGUUGUCUCGGCGGUCUGCAACGGUUCUGCGGAGAUUAUUCUGAUUUGAAGACGACGGCGUUGCUUAGGUCGUCCUGCCCUUCCUCUUUCGUUCUCGGUUCUGUUUUGUUUCGCGCAGGCCGUAGGUACCCUGAUUCGUCUCCGACGGUUUCAGUCAGUCUUCUCCGGUGAGCUGUUAUGUUGGGCGGCAACGACGAGCCGACGAGGGUUUUAGGGUUCGAAGGUGUUUCUACACAAGUUUGUAAACUAUAUAUAUCAACAGCGACGAUUCUAGAAUUUCCGUUUCAUAUGUUACAAAUCUUUUCCAUUUAUUUUCAUUACCAAUGUUUCCAUAAUUAUACGUAGUACAUACGUUUGCCGCUCCUUGCGUUGCUACUGCAGGUAAUACAAAAUACUACCUUAUUACUACAUAUUUUUGUUAUUACUAUCCUCCGUUUCCUAUUAAAGACAUGCCACAUGCGCAUAUAUGUUAUAACAAUAGUAUGUAUGUACGUGUUAUGUAUGUAUGUAUAUGAGGUGUUAUAAUU